CACUCCAAAAUUCAGUGCGAGGGUUUAUGCAAAAGGGUUUAACAGAAAGCUAGAACCCACAAAACCUCACCCAGUUCCGACCAUGAGAAAGUCUUCAAUUUCACUCUUCUCCCAUCUCAGUCGUCGGAGUUCCAAAUCCUUUGCUCCUCUUCUCUCCAGAAAUUACAUUUCUGACCCUCUCGCUUCCUCUUCAUCUUCUUCUUCGCCGACCCGGUUCAGGCCCUGCACCAAACUCCAUGGCUUGUUCUUCAAAAACACCCAAUUCCAAGCAAACCCAUCUCGAAACAUGGACACCCUCGCGCCUCAAAUGUCCUCAAGGCAGAGAAAAAUCAAGGAAAGGUCCGAGCUCGAAGACGCAUUUGAAUCAGCGACUACUUCCGAAGAGAUGCGUAGGGCUUUCAAGGAAAUGGAGUCGGUUUUCGGAGAGAAAGAGCUGGCCUUGGCUUGUUUGAAACUUGGGCUCAAGCUUGACCAAGAAGGUGAGGACCCUGAACAGACUCUCUCUUUUGCUACUAGGGCCUUUAAUGCUUUUGAUAAACAAGAUGAUGAUAGGGAUAGUAGUAGUGGUAAUAAGCCUUCGUUUCUUGUUGCAAUGGCUUUACAAUUGAUGGGUUCUGCUAAUUAUAGCUUGAAGAGGUUUAAUGAUAGUUUGGGGUAUCUGAAUAGGGCUAAUAGGAUGUUGGGUAGGUUAGAGGAGGAGGGUUGUAAUGUUGGGGAUAUUAGGCCGGUGCUUCAUGCCGUGCAGUUGGAGUUGGCGAAUGUGAAGACGGCGAUGGGGAGGAGAGAGGAGGCUCUUGAGAAUCUGAGGAAGUGUUUGGAGAUUAAGGAGGUGAUGCUGGAGAAAGAUGGUAAGGAACUUGGCAAGGCCAACCGGGACUUGGCUGAGGCUUAUGUUGCGGUUUUGAACUUUAAGGAGGCGUUGGGAUUCUGUAGGAAGGCAUUGGAGAUUCAUAAAGAACAGUUGGGGCAGAACUCAGUGGAGGUUGCACAUGACAGGAGGCUUCUUGGGGUUAUUUAUACCGGGUUGGAGGAGCAUGAGAAGGCCUUGGAGCAAAACAUGUUGUCACAGAAGGUUUUGAAGAAUUGGGGUCUUGGUUCUGAUUUGCUUCGUGCGGAGAUUGAUUCUGCGAAUAUGCAGAUUGCACUGGGGAAGUAUGAUGACGCUAUUAAUACUUUGAAGGGUGUUGUUCAGCAAACGGAUAAGGAUAGUGAGACAAGGGCACUAGUGUUUAUCUCUAUGGGAAAAGCAUUAUGUAAUCAGGAAAAGCUUUCGGAUGCAAAGAGAUGUUUGGAGAUUGCUUGUGGAAUUCUUGACAAGAAAGAGAGAGCCGCCCCGGUAGAUGUUGCCGAGGCAUACUCAGAAAUAUCAAUGCAAUACGAGACAAUGAACGAGUUUGAAACUGCAAUUUCACUGUUAAAGAGGACAUUGGCAUUGCUUGAGAAGCUCCCUCAAGAACAACAUUCUGAGGGAAGUGUUUCUGCUAGGAUAGGGUGGUUACUUCUGUUGACUGGCAAGGUCUCACAGGCUAUUCCGUACUUGGAAAGUGCAGCUGAGAGAUUGAAAGAGAGCUUUGGGCCCAAGCAUUUUGGUGUGGGCUAUAUUUACAACAACUUGGGGGCAGCAUAUUUGGAACUAGACCGGCCUCAGUCAGCUGCACAGAUGUUUGCUGUCGCAAAGGACAUCAUGGAUGUCGCACUUGGGCCACAUCAUGCAGAUUCAAUUGAGGCAUGCCAGAACCUCUCAAAAGCAUAUGAUGCCAUGAAAAGCUAUGCCCUUGCAAUCCAAUUCCAGCAGCAAGUAGUUGAUGCUUGGGAGAACCAUGGACCAAGUGCUCAUGACGAACUCAGAGAAGCACAUCGACUUCUUGAAGAGUUGAGGAAAAAAGCCCGUGGUACAUUCUUAAAUGAUGAGCGAACCAUCAAGGCCUUGCCCUUGCCCCAAACUCAUCCGUCUGCCAGGAGCUCACAAGCUGACUUCCUGUGAAUUUGAAGUGAUCAGACUUAAUUUAAAAGAUGCUCAGAGUAAUAGAUAUACUGGAUAAGAAAGCACAUUGCAAGAAGUGGUUAAAUUCAUCCUUGGAGUGUAAGGGGGUAUGGCUGCUGGUUUCAGUUCUUCUCAUAAUGUUUUGGCUAUAUUUUUUUUUUUCCAGGUGAUGGGGAAUGUGAACGUCUUUAUAAGAAAACAAUCUUAAUAAGUCAUUGUUCUACACUUAAUAAUGUAUUAUCUUGAAGAACACAUUUUUCUGCUCAUGUAUAUUGCUUUAGAAUUGAGGAAUAUUUUUGUUUAUUUCCUAAUCAUGAUGAAAGUUCUAUCAAAUAAUCAAAUUGUCUUCCUCA
This is a messenger RNA of Rosa chinensis, 2337 nucleotides long. RefSeq names its product protein KINESIN LIGHT CHAIN-RELATED 1. Gene Ontology annotation, molecular function: protein binding. The record is from RefSeq and is a predicted model, not a curated record. The coding region runs from base 83 to 1984 and encodes 633 amino acids. The transcript has 2 exons. Lineage: Eukaryota; Viridiplantae; Streptophyta; Magnoliopsida; Rosales; Rosaceae.